AUGAUUGCUCUUAAAUGGAUUCAAUUAUUUUUUUAUUUUAUAUUUUUCAACGGUGUUGUUCUGGUACCGAAUAUGAACAUAAGUUUCGAAGAGAACCGAUUUUCCGUAUUGUCAGGAGUUUUGAAACAUAUUAUGGACUGCAAUAAUGAUAAUAGAAGAGCUAUAAUCAAUUGUGACGCUGAUAAAAAUCUGAUCAAGUCAUUUUCUGACUUGGAAUCAGCAGUUACUAUUAUUUUGAAUUGUAAUUUAUCAGCAGUCAAUCAACUUACGAUUACAAAAAAAUGGAGGUCGUUUAUUGCAGCAUUUGAUGGUUCUUUGCAUGAAAUCGACAGAAUUCUUCACAAGUUUAACCAAUCACCAUGGUGGAAUGUUAAUACACUUUUUUAUAUUCUGAGCGGAUCAAAAAAUGGCUGUAGUGAUGCAGAACAAGUUCUAAAAAUCGCUUGGAAAUUGAAUAUUUUGAAUUGUUACUUUGUAUGCUUUGAUUUUGAGCAAAAGCCAUUUGUUUUUACUUUUAAUCCUUAUUCAAAAUAUGCGCCAGAUCCAUGGAAAAUUAUUCGAGAAAUCACUGAAAAAUUCAAUUAUAUGGCAAUUUAUCAUCGACCUUCCACUAAAAGAAACAUAUGCACGGGCUUGAGUUUCGAUCGGACUAAAUAUUUAGAUAAAGCAGCAUUAAAUGUAGCUCUCUGCAUACCUUUAUCAAAAUCUCACUCCCUACCAAAUUUAAGUGAAGAGAACCAAAAUUUAAUUUAUACGCACUUUGAAGGUGACAUGUUUAAACUGUUAAAAAAGGGACUAAAAAUUACCCUUAAAUACGAUUACGAUUUGGAGGCAUUUGACGAUCCAUCGAAACCUCGUGGUGUCUUGAUCCGUUUAAUAAACAAAACAACUGACGUCGCUAUGUGUUUGACCACUCACGAACUCAUACUUGAUCUUGUUCCUAGUCAUCAAAUUAUUUACACCGGUUUUACAAUAUUUUCGAAAAAUCGUGGACUUCGCGGCCCAUUGGAAAAAAUGUACAAUUUCUACGGACCAUUGAUGAUCACAGCUACAGUUAUCAUUUCAGCAAUCACCUACUUUGUUAUUUGGUACAUCAAUAAAUUGCGAGGACAUUGGUUCGCGAUUUUCGAGAUUCUCCGUCUCUGGACUUCGACAUCACUUUACUCAAAAAUUGAUUCUCUGGCCCUUCGAAUUUUUUUUGGAGUAAUAUUCAUUUAUUUUUUGAUACUUAACGCAACUUUUAGCGGACAUUUGUCUAAAUUUUUGACGAAUCCUGAAUUAAGACAUAAUGCUGAAACAUUAGAAGACUUGAAAAGCAGCAGUUAUGGAAAAUUUUGCUAUUCUCCACCCAGUAGAUAUUUAUUUGUAAAUGACAACAGUUUAGAGCUGAAGUCUACUCCUAUAACAUUUUUCAAGGGCAUUGAAGCAAUUUUAAAGAAUGAAAUGGAGGCAAUGAUCGGCGUUCACUUUGGUUUCCUCGUUGGUUUCAAACGCAUGAACUUGGCGAAAGAUACUCUCAAAAAUUAUUACCUGUCCAAAAAUUUUAUUAGAGAUAAUUAUAUAUUGUAUGCUCUUCGCCAUGAUUGGCCGUUGAAUGAAAAAUUUAAUAACUUUUUAAUAUUGUUGGAAGACACUGGAAUUUUACUGAAGCUGAAAAAUGAUUUAGUCUCUGAUCUUGAAUUGCUAUUAAUGCCACUUGAACUCAAUCCUGAGUUUAAGCCUAUUGAUCUAGAGUCGUUACUGUUUAUUUUUUAUUUUUUGGGAAUUGGGCUUACUACAGCUACUUUUUGUUUCAUACUUGAAAGAUGGCAGAGAAAAAAACCCAAUUCUUAUUCAUUUCAUCGCAAUCGAGCUCAAAUGAUUAAAAAACGAAGAGGGCGAAAAUGUAUUAUUCGUGUUUAA
This is a messenger RNA of Cotesia congregata, 1902 nucleotides long. Lineage: Eukaryota; Metazoa; Arthropoda; Insecta; Hymenoptera; Braconidae. The record is from the annotation of a GenBank genome assembly.